Molecule: messenger RNA, 2157 nt
Organism: Fonsecaea multimorphosa CBS 102226
Lineage: Eukaryota; Fungi; Ascomycota; Eurotiomycetes; Chaetothyriales; Herpotrichiellaceae
Product: histone deacetylase RPD3
Exons: 2
Coding region: 1-2157 (718 amino acids)
Molecular function (GO): histone deacetylase activity
Source: RefSeq, a predicted model, not a curated record
AUGGCAUUCGCGCCCGUCGAUAAUCCACCGCACAAGCGCGAGGACAAGAAAAGGGUCGCAUAUUUUUACGACUCCGACGUGGGCAACUAUGCCUACGUAUCAGGUCAUCCCAUGAAGCCUCACAGAAUACGGCUGGCUCACUCACUGGUGAUGAAUUAUGGCCUGUACAAGAAGAUGGAAAUCUACCGCGCAAAGCCUGCUUCCAAGUAUGAAAUGACCCAGUUUCACACCGACGAGUACAUCGACUUCCUCGCAAAAGUCACACCCGACAACAUGGACUCGUAUCAAAAAGAGCAGCAAAAAUAUAAUGUUGGUGAUGAUUGUCCGGUUUUUGACGGCCUCUUUGAGUUCUGCGGGAUCAGCGCUGGUGGUUCCAUGGAAGGCGCUGCUAGAUUGAACCGCCAAAAGGCAGACAUUGCUAUCAACUGGGCUGGCGGGCUGCAUCACGCUAAGAAGUCGGAAGCCAGCGGAUUUUGUUAUGUCAACGACAUUGUUCUCGGCAUCAUCGAGCUUCUGAGAUUCCAUAAGCGAGUCCUUUACAUCGACACCGAUGUCCACCAUGGUGACGGCGUCGAAGAAGCGUUCUAUACCACCGACAGGGUCAUGACUGUGUCUUUCCACAAAUACGGGGAAUAUUUUCCAGGGACCGGCGAGCUCAGAGACAUUGGCGUGGGCUCGGGCAAAUACUACGCGGUCAAUUUCCCUCUUCGAGAUGGGAUUGAUGAUUCAUCCUACAAGGGCAUUUUCGAGCCGGUUAUUCGAGCUACCAUGGAGUACUAUCAACCCUCCGCCGUGGUGCUGCAGUGUGGAGGCGAUUCUCUCUCCGGCGAUCGACUGGGCUGUUUCAACCUCAGCAUGAGGGGCCAUGCAAAUUGUGUUAGAUUUGUCAAAUCCUUCAACCUUCCUACCCUCAUCCUUGGUGGCGGCGGUUACACCAUGCGUAAUGUCGCAAGAACGUGGGCUUACGAAACUGGGUGCCUGGUGGGCGAGUUCAUGCAGCCAAAUCUUCCGUACAACGACUAUUAUGAGUACUACGCUCCUGACUACGAACUGGACGUCCGUCCGUCGAACAUGGAAAAUGCAAAUUCGAGAGAAUACCUCGAAAAAAUUCUCGGUCAAGUGCUGGAGAAUAUGAAGAGGACCGCUCAUGCGCCGUCAGUGCAAAUGACAGACGUACCCAGAGAUUCCCUAGGCAUGAAUGACGAAGACGAAGCUGCCCUUGACGAUCUAGACGAAGACCAGAACCCUGACACACGCAUUAGUCAACGCAAGGCAGACAGCUAUGUCCAGAAAAACGGUGAGCUUUCGGACAGCGAGGACGAAGAAAUGGAGGAAGUAAAUGGUCGCCCAUCAGCCAGCCGGAAACGGCGUAUCAUGCAGAAUUACCGACAUAUCAUGGACGUGGGAGGCCAUGACUCGGGUAUGGAAACACGGAGUGGGACAGGAACACCGCAACAGGCGUCGAGUCUACCGGACGAAGCAGCAGAUGAGAUGAAUGUGGAUGAGGAACUGGACGAUAAGGUCGACCAGCAGACACCGAGUCCUUCAAAUGGUGAACAGCAGGUCAAUGGUUCUGCUGCCGCUUCUGGUCUACAGUCGCCCGAUCAUCAUGAAUCAGCUGAAAAUGCUGAUGGUGACGUUGAAAUGGGGGAUGCAGAUAUGACAGAUGGAAAUACUGCGCCUGCGGAGGAGGUUGAAGCCGCCCCAAUCACUGAAGAAGUCUCCACGAUACCUGUCCAACAGCAACGCACUCCCCCAGAUUCACCACCGACACCGGACGCUGAAGAGCACUCACCCAAUGUUCCUAAUGCUGCGGUUCCAGAAAUGGCGACGUCAGACGCCGAAGAUUCAACCACAGUAACUCAAGCGACUGCUCUCGCGGUUCCCGUGGAACCCGCUGCCGCUGGCGCCGCCGAUUCGGAAGCAGCUAUCAAGCAAGAAGUCAUCGGUGAUGAUGAAGUUGCGAAGGCGCAGGAAGAAGGGCGCAUGGAAAGGGAGUUGGCGAACGCGGAAGGCGAAGCCCGCACAGAAGCGGCCGCGAAGGCGGAGGCAUCCGAGGCAGUCGCAGAUCAAGGUCAACAAGGAGAUACAGCGUCGCAUACUAAUGUCCAGGAGACCACCGCGGAGACAGGGACCGACUCUGUUGAAGAGUCUUAG